Molecule: messenger RNA, 1590 nt
Organism: Rotaria sp. Silwood2
Lineage: Eukaryota; Metazoa; Rotifera; Eurotatoria; Philodinida; Philodinidae
Source: the annotation of a GenBank genome assembly
AUGGAUAAUUCAGAUAACUGCAAUAUGAUCAACAUACUCAAUUUACCUGACGAAAUGUUACUUGCUAUUUUCAACAAGUUGAAAAUGGUCAAUGUACUCUAUUCAUUAGUAAAUAUUAAUGAACGAUUUAAUCGAUUAACACUUGAUCCUUUUUACAUUCAUAAUCUUGAUUUGACUAUGAAAACAUCAUGCUUUGAUUAUAUAUCUUCACAAGAUGAUCAAGUUGAUCGAAUUUGUAAAACAAUCUUACCUCGAAUCCAUCAUCAUGUAAAUAAACUGACUGUUGAACCCGAUUCAAUAAAAGAUAUUCUUCGUGCUGUCGAUUAUCCUCGACUUCAUUCAUUAUCACUUGUUAACUUUCAAGAAGAAACAUUGUUACGGUAUUUAAGAGGUGAUACAAUUCUUCGUCAUUUUCUAGCUGAUCAAAUAACGCAUCUUAAUGUCAAUAUCUAUUAUGAAAUAAUACCAAAUUUAUUCCGUUACAACACAUCAAAUAUAUUUUCAUUUCUGUUAUCAUUCUGUAAACAUUUAGUCGAGUUGACAUUUAAUCAAUAUUUAUGUGAUAAAACUUUAGAGUUUUCACUUUAUAAUGUACCAUUAACAAAUUGUGUAUCGUCUACUUUAACUAAAUUAGAAAUCAUUGUAAGAAAUUUUGAUGAUUGUCUGUAUCUUCUUGAUGGACGUCUGAAAUGUUUAUCGAUAUUGAUUAUCAAUGCUUUAAAUUUUCUGACUUUAUUACCAAAUAUAGAUAAUACGAAAAAACUUCCCAAACUAAAAUACUUCUCGCUAACUUCUACUUGUCUCACAGAUCUCUAUGAUGAUAAAAUAAUUCCAUUGCUUCAUCGAAUGUUAAAUCUCGAAGAAUUGACAUUAUUUCUCAAUGUAAUGAGAUGGAAUUCUACUUAUAUCGAUGGUACACAUUUAUAUAAUGAUAUUUUCGUUCAUAUGCCACGACUUAAUAAAUUUAAUUUCAGUAUAUAUACUAUGCUUAUGAAUGAUGAUAUUAGAAUCGAUCUUCCAUCGAAUGAAGAUAUUCAACGUAUUUUUAUCGAAAAUGGAAAUCGACAUGUUGGUUCUUUUGUUGAUACUCUGCCACAGAACGGGGGUGGAUAUUGUCAUAUCUUUUCACUUCCAUAUCAAUUCAACAUUUUUCUCAAUUUGAACAAUUCUUUUCAAGGUGGUAUAUUCAAUAAAGUUAGAUCAUUGACAAUGUCUGAUACAGAUCCAUUUGAACAUGAAUUCUUUGAAAAAGUCUAUCAAGCUUUUCCUUUUCUCCGAGAUUUAUCUCUUCAGAAUUCAAAACCACAAAAAAAUAAACAACAUUCAUCUACGUUCAUUACAUUCGCUCAUCUUAACGAACUGGAUAUUAGAGAUGCUCAUGUUGAUUAUGCUGAACAAUUUCUGUUCGAUAAAAACACUCGUCUACCCAAUUUGCUCAGUCUUAAUAUCGAAUAUAAAACAUUAGUCAUUAUAACAAACAAUUUUACUAAUGAUUCAGCACGUCUCAAUUGUUCUCGAAUAAAACAUCUUUUCAAAAAUGAAUUAUUUGCUCGUCCUAAAAAUUUUCAUGAAUAUUUUCGUUUGUUGUAA